Castor canadensis (American beaver) is the source of this 3795-nucleotide messenger RNA. NCBI's taxonomy places the organism in Eukaryota, Metazoa, Chordata, Mammalia, Rodentia, Castoridae. The record is from RefSeq and is a predicted model, not a curated record.
CGCGCUGGAAUGGCGGCCUCAGCUGUAGCUGCGGCUGCUUCUUAAGGUUGGUCCUUGCUGGGCGCUCCUGGGAUAGCGUGGCCUCAUCCUUCUUUGUCCCGUUGACCCGCGCGUCGUCCCAUCGGGUGCCACUUUCCUGCAGCCGGUAGCAUGGGCCGGGAGUCGCGCCACUAUCGGAAACGAUCAGCAUCCCGAGGACGCUCUGGAAGUCGAUCUAGAAGUCGCUCACCCUCAGACAAAAGAAGCAAACGUGGAGAUGACAGGCGAUCUAGAAGCAGAGAUAGAGAUAGAAGGAGAGAGAGGUCUCGGAGCAGGGAUAAAAGAAGAUCUCGUUCAAGGGACAGAAAACGCCUAAGGCGUUCCAGAAGUAGAGAGAGAGACAGAAGUCGAGAGCGAAGAAGAUCUCGAAGCCGAGACAGGAGGCGCUCAAGGAGUAGAAGCCGGGGCCGGCGAUCCCGCUCUUCCAGUCCUGGCAAUAAAAGCAAGAAAACUGAGAAUAGGUCUAGGUCCAAAGAGAAAACAGAAGGUGGGGAAAGUUCUAAAGAGAAGAAAAAAGACAAAGAUGACAAAGAGGAUGAGAAAGAAAAAGAUGCUGGUAACUUUGACCAGAAUAAGCUGGAGGAAGAAAUGAGAAAGCGAAAAGAAAGAGUUGAAAAAUGGCGAGAAGAGCAGCGUAAAAAGGCAAUGGAAAACAUAGGGGAGCUGAAAAAGGAAAUUGAAGAGAUGAAACAAGGAAAAAAGUGGAGUUUAGAAGAUGAUGAUGAUGAUGAAGAUGAUCCUGCAGAGGCUGAAAAGGAAGGAAAUGAGAUGGAGGGUGAGGAGCUAGAUCCAUUGGAUGCUUACAUGGAAGAAGUAAAAGAAGAAGUAAAAAAGUUUAACAUGAGAAGUGUAAAAGGUGGUGGGGGGAAUGAAAAGAAGUCUGGGCCAACGGUCACAAAAGUUGUCACUGUUGUAACAACUAAAAAAGCAGUCGCGGAUUCUGAUAAGAAGAAGGGUGAGCUGAUGGAGAAUGACCAGGAUGCCAUGGAGUAUUCUUCAGAAGAGGAAGAAGUUGAUCUUCAAACGGCCCUUACAGGCUAUCAGACAAAACAGAGAAAACUUCUUGAACCAGUUGAUCAUGGAAAAAUUGAAUAUGAACCAUUCAGAAAAAACUUUUAUGUUGAAGUUCCAGAGCUAGCAAAGAUGUCUCAAGAGGAGGUGAAUGUAUUUCGAUUGGAAAUGGAAGGCAUUACAGUUAAAGGAAAAGGUUGCCCCAAACCAAUUAAAUCUUGGGUCCAGUGUGGAAUUUCCAUGAAGAUCUUAAAUUCCCUCAAAAAGCAUGGCUAUGAGAAGCCUACGCCAAUCCAAACCCAAGCGAUUCCUGCCAUAAUGUCUGGACGUGAUUUGAUUGGCAUUGCCAAGACAGGAAGUGGAAAGACCAUUGCUUUUCUAUUGCCCAUGUUUAGGCACAUCAUGGAUCAGAGGUCAUUAGAAGAAGGAGAGGGGCCAAUAGCUGUCAUCAUGACUCCAACUCGAGAACUGGCUUUACAAAUUACUAAAGAGUGUAAGAAGUUUUCAAAGACCUUGGGACUUAGAGUGGUCUGUGUUUAUGGAGGAACAGGAAUCAGUGAACAGAUUGCUGAGUUGAAAAGAGGUGCUGAAAUUAUUGUUUGCACACCUGGUCGAAUGAUUGACAUGUUAGCAGCAAACAGUGGCCCUUCAAGAUUUAUAGAACUGGGCUUCCGAGACUUAAACCAUCAAAGGUUCUUCAGGCCCUAUGAUGGUCGGGUGACAAAUCUUCGAAGAGUGACAUAUGUUGUUUUAGAUGAAGCAGAUAGAAUGUUUGACAUGGGUUUUGAACCACAGGUCAUGCGCAUUGUGGAUAAUGUUCGUCCUGAUCGACAGACUGUUAUGUUUUCAGCUACCUUCCCCAGAGCUAUGGAGGCUUUGGCUCGCAGAAUUCUGAGUAAACCCAUUGAAGUACAAGUUGGAGGCAGGAGUGUGGUUUGCUCAGACGUGGAGCAGCAAGUGAUUGUGAUUGAAGAAGAAAAGAAAUUCUUGAAGUUACUCGAGCUUCUAGGCCAUUAUCAGGAAUCGGGAUCUGUCAUUAUAUUUGUGGAUAAGCAAGAACAUGCUGAUGGUCUUCUGAAGGAUUUAAUGAGGGCGUCUUAUCCUUGCAUGUCUCUUCAUGGAGGUAUUGAUCAAUAUGACAGAGAUAGCAUCAUAAAUGACUUUAAGAAUGGAACCUGCAAACUUCUCGUGGCCACAUCUGUCGCCGCCCGAGGUCUAGACGUGAAACAUCUGAUUCUUGUAGUAAAUUACAGCUGCCCCAACCAUUAUGAGGACUAUGUGCACAGAGCAGGGCGGACUGGGAGAGCAGGCAACAAGGGUUAUGCCUAUACUUUUAUCACCGAAGACCAAGCUCGCUAUGCUGGUGACAUAAUUAAAGCUCUUGAAUUGUCAGGGACUGCAGUGCCUCCUGAUCUAGAGAAACUUUGGAGCGAUUUCAAAGAUCAGCAGAAAGCUGAAGGAAAAAUAAUUAAAAAGAGUAGUGGGUUCUCUGGCAAGGGAUUCAAGUUUGAUGAAACAGAACAAGCAUUGGCCAAUGAGAGGAAGAAGUUACAAAAAGCAGCACUUGGUCUACAAGACUCAGAUGACGAGGAUGCUGCGGUGGAUAUUGAUGAACAAAUUGAAAGCAUGUUUAAUUCAAAGAAGAGAGUAAAGGACAUGGCUGCUCCUGGGACGUCUAGUGUCCCUGCUCCAACUGCAGGGAAUGCUGAGAAAUUAGAAAUUGCCAAAAGACUGGCUCUUAGAAUCAAUGCUCAGAAGAAUUUGGGCAUCGAGUCUCAGGUAGAUGUGAUGCAGCAGGCCACCAAUGCCAUUCUCAGAGGCGGCACUAUUCUUGCUCCCACUGUGUCUGCAAAAACCAUUGCAGAGCAGCUUGCAGAAAAGAUCAAUGCCAAGCUCAAUUACGUGCCUUUAGAGAAACAAGAAGAAGAGCGACAGGACGGUGGACAGAAUGAAUCUUUUAAGAGAUAUGAGGAAGAAUUAGAGAUCAAUGACUUCCCACAGACGGCUAGGUGGAAGGUUACCUCUAAGGAAGCUCUACAAAGAAUAAGUGAAUAUUCUGAAGCUGCCAUUACAAUCAGAGGAACGUACUUCCCUCCUGGCAAAGAACCCAAGGAAGGAGAGCGGAAAAUCUAUUUGGCAAUUGAAAGUGCCAAUGAGCUGGCUGUGCAGAAAGCAAAAGCAGAAAUCACCAGGCUCAUAAAGGAAGAGCUGAUCCGACUGCAAAACUCAUACCAACCAACAAAUAAAGGAAGAUACAAAGUCUUAUAAACAUCUAGAAAACAUUUUUUUACUUGUGCUGGCCUGUGAUAACACGUGGCAGUUGUUGACUGAAGUUUACAAUAUAUUGUAAAUUAAGACUUUUAAAAAUUCUGUCUUGCUGAUUUUUUUAAAUACAAGAAACCAGUAUUUGCUAAAGAAAUCUUCUGACAGUAAGUACCCCCAUAGUUAUUCAAAUUAUAUUUAAAUCAGGCCUGUUUUCAGAGUAUGAUGAUGUUCUUUACUGUAAAAUUUAAAUAUUGGUAUUUUAAACAUAUUUGGAUAAUAUUCCUGUGACUUAAACAAUGGAAACAUUCAGACUUUGUAUUGAAGGUAAUAAAGUAUAAAAGUCACAAAGGGACUACUCACUUUAUCUUUCAGUGAAAUUGUGAUGAUCUAAGAAAAGGUAAACUCUUGUCAUACUGUAUCCAUGCUCUUUGAGCUUAAACCUUAACUCACUGCAACAUAUGUUAUAGGAGUUUUACAAAG